Oryza brachyantha (malo sina) is the source of this 1104-nucleotide messenger RNA. Its product is annotated as rubredoxin. The record is from RefSeq and is a predicted model, not a curated record. The transcript has a single exon. Gene Ontology annotation, cellular component: chloroplast. The coding region runs from base 252 to 875 and encodes 207 amino acids. Gene Ontology annotation, biological process: alkane catabolic process. Gene Ontology annotation, molecular function: electron transfer activity; iron ion binding. NCBI's taxonomy places the organism in Eukaryota, Viridiplantae, Streptophyta, Magnoliopsida, Poales, Poaceae.
GCGUGGCCUCGAAACUCUUCUCGAGGUUCAGCUCGCUGCGAGCUGUGGACUGUGGUGCACACACGCGGACAGGCCUUAUCCACACCUGCCUCAGCCCUCACCCCUUCUCCCCCAGCAUCGUCAGGAAUCCACGGCAGCAUAUCCUCCUCUCCAAUGCUUCCAUGGAUUUCUUCUAGCUAGCUAGCUUCUCAUGCAUACUGCGUCCGGAGAGAACAAGAGAGAGAUUAGAUCAUAUUUGGUGGUGCGGCGUGAUGGCAUUGGCCAUGACCAGGCUAGUCCACCACCACCCCCGCUGCAUGCUGUCCAAGAACCCAAGAACUCCGGCGCCGCCGCCGGCCACGCAGCACCACGCUCCUAGGCCGCUGGCCACGACGCCGUCGUCCCACUUCUUGCUCCGCUCCGUUGACGUAUCCAAGGACGACAAGCCGACGCUGGAGACGACGACCACGCCGCCGCCUGAUCCACCGGCGGCGGCGGCGGGCUUGCAGACCGAAGAACAAGCGGUGCCGUCGCAGGAGGAGGAGGAGCCGAAGGUGGACCCGCGGCGGCUCGAGGAGAAGUUCGCCGUGCUGAACACGGGGGUGUACGAGUGCCGGUCGUGCGGGUACCGGUACGACCAGGCGGCCGGGGACCCGUCGUACCCGGUGCCGCCGGGCCUGCCGUUCGGGCAGCUCCCCGACGACUGGCGAUGCCCGACGUGCGGCGCGGCGCAGUCCUUCUUCGAGAGCAAGAGCGUCGAGAUCGCCGGGUUCGCGCAGAACCAGCAGUUUGGCCUCGGCGGCAACUCCCUCACCGGAGACCAGAAGGCGCUGCUCAUCUACGGCAGCCUCCUCGUCGGCUUCCUCUUCUUCCUCUCCGGCUACUUCCUGCAAUAAUAAAGCGAUGAAAACAUCAAGAGCUCCCUCGCUCGCAUUUCCUAAUUCUAGGUGUACUUCUGCUAUAUAUGUUUGUAGCCUGGUACCAAGUACCUACAUAAACAUUUCAAUGGCUAAUUAUUCGGUGCGAAUACUCAAAAGUUUGCUCCAUUUUCAAUUUCCAGUUGAAUUUGGAUAGCAAGUAACUUCAUCCAAACGGCAGCCAUUAUAUUAUAGAGUUUUUCGGCUC